AUGACUGCAUCUUCAUCUUCCUCAGUCUCACCACUGCACCUGAUCUUCAAGCCAGCAGCUCACCUCAUUUCUUCCCCAGGCCAGCCCCUGGCUUCAAGCAGCACAGUUCCUUUCUUUGCUACUCUAGCUGACAGUUCUUGUAAAGCUCUCAGUGUUGUCAGUAUGACCAGUCUUCAAGACUCUGCUACAACUAUACACACUCUGAUAUUCAGCUCUUCUGAAGUCUGUGCAUUUCUGACAGUCUUCAUAUCAAAUACAACAAUUAUUCUUAGUGAAGACUGUGUUAUUCUGACUUAUCAGAAUUCACAGUAUGAAAGUCAUGUCUCAGCUUCUGCAGAUGUCUUAUCUGUCUGA
Messenger RNA from Blastomyces gilchristii SLH14081, 354 nucleotides. RefSeq lists its product as uncharacterized. NCBI's taxonomy places the organism in Eukaryota, Fungi, Ascomycota, Eurotiomycetes, Onygenales, Ajellomycetaceae. The transcript has 4 exons. Bases 1 to 354 code for a protein of 117 amino acids. The record is from RefSeq and is a predicted model, not a curated record.